Molecule: messenger RNA, 5994 nt
Organism: Pocillopora meandrina
Lineage: Eukaryota; Metazoa; Cnidaria; Anthozoa; Scleractinia; Pocilloporidae
Source: the annotation of a GenBank genome assembly
UAUGCGGUAAAAGGAAUACAAACAGAAAUCUGCCAUGAAUCUUGAACUUCUUCGUGAGUAUGACACCAGUUUCUGUCAAAACUGCGCAGGUCUUAGUCGUUUAUUUGCAAGUUUUCUAGGCCUGUGCUAAUUCUAUUUGUUAUCAUGUAAUCUAUGGCCUUCAGUAUAUGUUGUUUUGGUUGAUUGCUUGCUAAUUGAUAACCUCUUAAAGCUCUCUGUGACGGCAGUGUAAAGCUCAUCUCGUAGAGAUUAAUCAAUGAUAAACGCCCAACUACAUAUCCUUCUAUUUGGAGAAAAAAAUGUUUUCAUAUACUUGUCCAUGGACUUUAUCUGUUCCUCAGAGAACUGAUUUUUCCCAAACCUGGCUCUCUGAUAACUGUUCAUCACUCCAAACUUAUGUCAGAUAUGGUCCACUGAAGUUUGUGAUGUUCGUGUUGCUAUGAAGAUACAGACGUCAUUUAACCACACGAUGAAGAGUGUACCCUAUGGAAAAUAAUUCUGAUUUCUUUUACCUCUCAGUUAGUACAGGCCCUAUGAUUGGUUAAUUAAGCAGACUGUAUUUAACUUUAUGGCCCGCUCUAUUUGAACCUAGUGGUAUGAUAAAUAUCUUACUGACCUUGUUUCCUCAGUCUGUCCUACUAGUAUGGGAACACCAUUUUUCCACUUAGAGUUAAGGCCUGCUUGCUUCAUGCCUAGGCCAUAAAUCUGAGUGGAGAAAACCUGGUCUAUAACUUAUAGUAGAGAUCUCAAACUCAGUUAAUAAAAGGUAUUGACUUGUGUGAGUAUGUUACAGUUUACUAGUCAGUGAUAAAUAAAUUGAAGUGGUUUUAUCAAAUUUCAGAGUCUUUCGGGCAAAGCUAUCCUGAGGUAAGAAUGAGUUCCUCUACUGAAGACAAUUGUAAGUUGAAAGAAAUUGUUUCUCAACUGGGUGACUGCAAUUAAUUGAUAUGUUAAGCAUGCGUUAUUCACAGGAGAUGGCCUGUUUUGAGAGCUUAGACCUUUGAAUGUCAUGAUUUUCAGUCAUGGCCUUAGUGUGGUUGCAUCAGGGUCAUCAUAAAUGCAAAAAAUCCAUUCAGACACCAGAAAUGCUUUAACCUUUAACCUCUAAGAGUGACCAGAAUCUAAUUUCUCCUUACAAUAUCACCCCUGAAUCACACACUAGGGUCAUGAGAACAAUGAAAAUAAUCAACAAUUACAGAAGCUCUGGAUUGUUAAGCUAAUUCUCCUAAUCAGCACCUGAGGAAAUGUACAGAGAACAGUAAGGAGAAUAUGCAUACUGAUGUUAGGUUGUAAAGGGUUAACUAAGUAGGGUUAUGUUUACAAACCAAUGGACAUGAUCAUAAAGCUAACUUCAAUCACAUAAUAAGGGCUUUUACAGAAUAUUGAUAAACAGUUGAUUUCCCUGAGUAAAACCAUAAAUAUUGCAAGAAGAUGUAUGGAAAGUAUAAAAAGCAAGAAAAUUUAAGCCAAAGAUGAUAAUCACAAAUGUUUGCAUUCACUUGUAAGAGAUGGCUCCUUGCAACAGAGUCCAGUGAUUAUGACUUGUGCCGUCAGUAGGAACCAAAAAUGAUUGACAAGAGGGGUGGUGUGAGGAGCUUUGACUAUGUUACUCUUUUUAACCUUUACACUUUGAUCACAGGAAUAUGAUGGUAGCUUGGACUCUGUUAGUGUUGCUGGAACAGCAUCAUUCAAUAGAAGAGGUUCUCUCCUAGCUGUCGGCUGCAAUGAUGGACGCAUUGUCAUCUGGGAUUUUUUGACAAGAGGAAUUGCAAAAAUUAUAAGUGCUCAUGUCCAUCCUGUCACAUCUGUCAGGUAAGGACAAUAUGGCAUGGCAAGUAUUGUCCAAUGACCAGUACUAGUAAUUCAGUACAAAGUUUGUAGAAUAAAUUGCAUUCUUUAGGUUUUGAUUCUAUAAUGAGGCAUUACAUUAAUUAUGUGUAUAUGACAUACUAUGAUUUUUACUGCAAUUCAAUUGGAAAAUUUACUUCUGUUCUUUCUUUCUGUUCAUCAAACACUUGAAAAGUUUAAACAGGGAAGUAUUAGAUUUUAACAACAAAGUUAAUGCAAAACAUUUUUAUCCCUUUACUGCACAAAGGGCAGCCAAGCAAGCUUAAAAUGUUGCUAUUUUUUCUAUGAGUAAAUAUAACUUUUAAAUAUAGAACUGAUAAGUUUAGACAAUUUUUCAUGAGUCUUCCUGAUUUCAUGUACAAAAAUGUAAGAUACAACAUAACCUUAUCAGAAGUCAAAUUGCAUUGCAAAAAAUAUGUUUAUUGGCUAUAAUUCUUUUGAUUGAGUGUGGUCUUAAUUGAUUUAAUUGAAAAUAGUCUCUUAAUUGUUACAUGUUUUCAUUAUUUGUGUCAUUCAGCUGGAGUCGAAAUGGACGCAAACUACUGAGUGGUUCAAAUGACUGGAAUGUGUCUGUGUGGGAUGUUCUGUCUGGCGAGUGUGAUCAGAAGUACCGUUUUCAAUCUCCAGUCACCAAAGUCCAGUUCCAUCCUCGCAACAAGUUUGUGCCUCAGAUUUUGAUCUUGCAUGUACUAACUGUUCCAUUGCACACCUCACUAAGUCCCCACAUAUGCCUGCUUCAUAUACCUGAAUCAGUCAAACCUUAGAAUCCCCUUAAUCCUUUUACUCCUGUGAGUGACCAAGACAGAACUUCACUUUAUCAAUUAAGGGAUUACUUAUUGAUUCAAUACCAAAUUCACUGUCAACUAUACAAUUUUUAUAAUGUUCAGAGAAUUUAGUAUUGGAUCAACUAAUUAUCCUCAAAUUGGUAGUUUUCUUUAUUCUCAUCACUUGUCUGGUUGAUAUUGUAUUGAUAUUGUAAGGAGAAAUUCUGUCUUGGUCACUCAUGGGAGUUUAAGAGCUAGGCAGUCUGAAUUUGACUGUGGAUCAUUUGAUAGUGUGAUGAUUGCAAUUCAUAACAGCAAUCUAAAAAAAAUUGAUCACAUUUCUAACAAAUUCUUCACAUUGAUUUCUCUGAAUGGGUUUUUUUUAGAGUUUCUUGAUAGCUAUUUUCCAUGGGAAAAGUAUAUUGAACUCAGCCAAGCAAGUGUUUGUGGCGAGGAAAGAAAUGACUCCUUUGAGAACAAUUCAUCAAGACUGAUUCCAAACACAUUUUGUUCUUGUUGCAGUAACAUCAUACUUGUGUGUCCUAUGAAACAUUCACCAGUACUUGUCAAGCUGGAUGGACAGCACUUUUCUCUGCCAAAUGGUGGAGAGGUAAUUCAAUAUUUUAAUGUAUUCAUAAAGGUUGUAUUUUAAAUUAGUAAAAUAUUAAUUAUUAAUUAAAAAUACUUGCUCUAUUAGGUACUUUCUUAGUAUUUUAAGUAAUUUGAAAUUGUAAGGUAACUAUUUGAUACAGAAUAUUUCUCAGCUGCAUACAAUGUCAGUGAAAAGAGAAACAAAAAAAAAGACCUCCUUUUUGAUAAAGUGCUCCUAAGUACCUUUGCCAUGCACAAACUAGCCUGCAAACAGGCACCCAAUCAGGGUGAUGACUAAAGGGAACAUAGAAAAUGCAAUUUAAAGGGAACAGGGAGUAAAACAAAGGUAAUCCUUACCUCAGUUGCUUUCCUCCUUUUCUUACUUAAAAAUAUUAGCUUCUUGGCAAGGUUUUCCUGAGUGAUCAACCAUACGUUCAGUGAAACUGUAUCACACUUUGCUUAGCUACUACAUACAUCUUUGUAUUAACAUCAGUGAAAAUAAACAAUAACCCACUUAUCUAACAACCUAGCCUGGGAAUGUCAUACCUCUGAUGACCUCUUCAUUUGAAAACAAGAGAUUUUCCUGUAAGUGCAUUCUCUUUUAUUUAACCUUUUACUUCCAAGAUCUGAUUUUCAGUUCUUCCCUCUAGCAUCCACACAUUUCCUUGUACCUGUAUCCAUGGUUCUAUGGUACCCCACUUGAGUUUCAAAUGGCCUGUAAGGCCAGGCUCUUUAGCCACGAGUUGGUAGGGAGGAAAAGGGACUAACUGAGAUGAGCAUGAUUUAGAUGAUUGAAUUUAGAUAGUGUGUAAAGAUGUUAUGAGGUAACCUUUAACUCCAGAUCAAAUUCCUAAUUCUCCUUACUGUCAACCAUACAAUUCUUAUAAUGUUAGUUCAGAAAAUUUAGUAUUGGAUCAACUAAUUAUCCCCAAAUUGAUAUUUUUCUUUAUUCUCAACACUUAUCUGAUUGAUAUUGUAUUGACAUUGUAAGGAGAAAUUCUGUCUUAGUCACUUGUGGGAGUAAAAGAAUUAAUGAACUAGAAAAAAAAGAUAAAUGAAUUUGGAAUAAGAAAACAAAGGAUUGGUAACAACAUUCACUGGAUCAGAGGGGACUGUUAGGUAAAGGCAAAUUUCAACAUUUCCAGCUGCUACUUGGUUUGACACUAGAGUGUAUCAUAACUAGCAUCAGGCAGGUGACUUCCCUAUGCUUCUUUGAGUUAGCUUGUGUAUGAGCUCUCCUUUUGCAAGCUCCUUUAUACUCCUCUCUGAAUUUCAGCCUGAACCUUGUGUGAGAGCUUGCUUGUAGGAAAUAUUGGAAUAGUGCCAUUUUUUUAAGCGUGCUGUUCACUCCUCUACCUCCGUAAGUGGUUAUUCCAUAUAUUUAAAAAAAAAACGACUUGGCUACCAAAAUUCCAACAUCAUUAAUCUAUGGUUACAUUGCAGUUUAUUUUAAUUUUUAUUAUUUAUUUACUAUUUUUUGCGGGACCGAGACGGAAAUCCUGAGCGAGAAACCCGUCAUAAUACUGUCUUUUUAUCACUCUCCUUUGCUGUGAUGUCACGCAACGCCACCUCUUUAUCUCUCCCACAUUCCAAACAGCAAAACAAAAUGGCGGAAGCUCAAGAGGAGAGUUGCGAAGCUUCGACUUCUCUUGACGAAUCGACUAAUUGUCUGCCAUUGUCAUCUCCUGCACUGAAUGACACGAUAAAUUUUAUAUUAUCAGGAUUUUUAAUUGGCUGUCAACCGGUGAGAUGUGGUUGUGAUUUAAGCGAAUACUUGUACAACUUUAAGUCCAUGGAUGACUCGCAAACGCUAGUUACAUUUCACUACACCGGCAGCAAAGCUGAAGGAAUAGAGCAGGCAGCCGACGAUGAUUUCAUGUUUGUUAACCACAAUUUUCGAGUCGUUAAUCAGCCUACAAGUAUCACUGAAGAAGAGAAAGAAGUUUCUUAUUUAAUCGCUACUGAUCUCCACCCAGGCUAUGUACAUUUACGUCGAGAUAACGUCAAAAGCGGACGUAAUGAUUUUAAGCUAACUGAAAAUGAUGGAUUUCUCAGAAGUGAUGUCGUGAAGGCUUUCAUGUUGGAAUCGGACGCAGAAGAGACCGAAAAUGAUGACGAUUUUUUUGGUGAUCUUACAGAACAUGGUCCUGCGCUAACAGAUGAUGCCCACAAUCAAGACUUUGUUUGUGCGUUACCGUGUUGCGAAUGGCCUGACAUCGCCUCUGAAUUUGCUUCUCGCCCGAGAGAAUUUAACCAACCUAGUCCGGAAAUUAUAGAGAAAAUCGUUUCUAAAGGGUGCUUGUACGUCGGUGUCGGUCAUCCAUGCAGUGAAGAUCGAGGCAAAGAAUGGCGAUUGUCUUUCUCUCUGGCAGAAAAAACACUAAUCCGAUGUUGGAGUGACGUGAAGAUCAAAUGUUACAUCGCAGUGAAAUCUCUGUGCAAAGAAAACUUAAGCGCAGAGCCAAAAGUGAUUUGCUCUUAUUUCAUUAAGACAGCUAUUUUUUGGCUCUCUGAAAGAAUGCCUGAGAGUUCUUGGGAUGAGGAGAGAAUUCUGGAGUGCAUUUUAGUCAUAAUUGAAGAACUGCUGUCCUACACAACAAGUGGGACAUGCCCAAAUUAUUUUGUAGCAUCAAAUAACAUGAUGGAUCACUUGGAUUUUGAGCAACGAAAGGAUGCAAUAUCCAUUCUUGAAUCUAUGAUGAGCGAUCUUCCCUUGCCAUCUUACAGUCGCAACUUGCUGCAGACACGUUCAGGUCAAGUGGUGACUUUGUUACUCUGUACCUGGUCUUGA